This is a messenger RNA of Micromonas pusilla CCMP1545, 3108 nucleotides long. RefSeq lists its product as uncharacterized. Gene Ontology annotation, cellular component: late endosome; HOPS complex. Gene Ontology annotation, biological process: protein targeting to vacuole; macroautophagy; cellular response to starvation. The transcript has 3 exons. Bases 1 to 3108 code for a protein of 1035 amino acids. Gene Ontology annotation, molecular function: protein binding. NCBI's taxonomy places the organism in Eukaryota, Viridiplantae, Chlorophyta, Mamiellophyceae, Mamiellales, Mamiellaceae. The record is from RefSeq and is a predicted model, not a curated record.
AUGGCGCCGCCCGACGCGGAGGACGCGGGGGACGCCUCGGAGUGCUCCUCCUCCGAGUGCUCGUUCCACUCGUUCGACGCAUCGGAUCCCUCCGCGUCGAACGAGGAGGACGACGAUUCGACGGCGUCGCGCCCCGACGCGGUCGACGCCCGCACACCGGAGCCGCCGCGACCGGACGCGCCGCGCGGGGCCGCCGCCGACUCGGACGCGUCCACCACGUCGGGCUCCGACGCCGACGCGUCCACGUCGGACGCCGAGUCGGACUCGGACGACGAGCCGAUGCUGAGCUACGCGCGAGUGGGCGCGUCGGUGCCGUCCGCGCUGGAGUCCGCAGACGACGCGACGUGCGCGGCUUUCGCGGCGAACGGGAAGCUCGCGCUCGGGCUCCGCUCCGGGCUCGUCCUCGUCGUGGACGGCGCGAGCGGGGAGACGACGCAUCGAACGCGCGCGCACCCGGGGCGACGCGUGGAGGACGUGUCGAUGGACGCGACGGGCGCGUUCGUCGCGUCGUGCGCGGACGACGGCGUCGUCGUCGUGCACGCGCUGGUUUCGAACGGCGGCGGCGGGGGAGAAGAAGGCGACGCGUCGACGACCGCGAUCUUGAGGAUCGUGUGCGAGCAUAGUAUAAAAACGGUCGCGAUCGAUCCGUUAUUCGCGUCGAAACGCGCGCGCCGCGUCGUCUACGGCGGCGUCACGGGGGAGCUGGCGUUGAACGGGAGGGCGCCCGGCGCGGGGGAAACGCGCGCGUCGUCGACGUUACACGCGGGCGAGGGCGUCGUGCGCCUGACGCGGUGGGCCGGCGAUCUGAUCGCGUGGGCGAACGAUCUCGGCGUGAAGCUGUACGACGUUCAACGGCGUCAGAGGGUCGCGUUCAUCGACAAGCCCAGGGGGACGCCGAAGCCGGAGGAGGCGCGUUCUAUCUCACGCUGGUUCCCAUACGACCGCGUCGGCGUGUGCGCGCCGAGGGCGGCGUGGUUGGACCCGGACGGCGGCGCCGUCGCCGUCGCGUGGGGGGACUGCGUGAAGAUCGCGCGCGUGCUGACGCGCGUGGAGCGGCGCGCGGGUGGUGGUGGUGGGGGCGGUGGUAGUGGUGGGGGCGGUCCCGCGAUUCGGGGGACCAUCGGCGGGCGGACGAAGACGGGCGAAGAGGAAGACGAGACGAGCGGCGACGAGACGUCGUCGUCGUCGACGACGACGACGCGAUACGUCGAGAUCGUCUCCGUGUUCCAAGUCGACGGGUACCGCGUCGCCGGGCUGGCGCCGUUCGGCGGCGACGCGCUCGUCGUCCUCGCCUUCGUCGUCGAGGACGACGACGACGAGGAGGAGGACGACGACGCGGCGGACCGCCGCGGCGGCGCCGGCGCCGACGCCGCGCCGGCGCCCGGUCCCGGUCGGGGCCCGCGUCGUCGUCGGUCGGCGCAGCCGGAGUUUCGCGUCGUGACGUGGGAUAACGAGGAGCUCGCGAGGGACGCGUUGGGCGUCCGCGCGUUCGAGACGCGCGCGGCGAACGACUACGCGCUGGCGUGCGCGCUCCCGGGGAGCGCGGCGUCGACCGAAGAGGAUCAGGAGGACGCGUUCAGGAGGACCCCGACGCCGACGUACUACCUCAUCUCUCCGAAGGACGUCGUGAAGGCGACGCCGCGGACGUUCGAAGAGCGCGCGCGCUGGCUCGCGUCGAGGCGUAAGUACGAGCUCGCGCUGGAGAUUUGCGAGGCGGAGUGCGCGUCGUCGACGUCCGCCUCGGCGUCCGUCGCCGCCGCGCUUCUUCGCGAGAUCGCCGCGGAGUACCUGACAGAACUCCUAUCCGAGGAGAAGACGCUCGCGAAAGCCGCGAGCGCGUGCCCGCGGCUGCUCCGCGGCUCCGCGGAGGAGUGGGUCAAGUGGAUCGACGUCUUCGCGGGCGUCCGCGGCGGCCUCGGCGCGUUGGCGCCGUACGUGCCGACCGCCUCGCCGACGCUCCCUCGCGCCGCGUACGAAACCGUCCUCCUCGCGUUUCUCGCCGACCCGAGAGACCACCCGCGGUUCCUCGCCAUCGUGAAAGGUGCGUUCUAUACACUGGUUCCCAUACGACCGCGUCGGCGUGGUGAACGCCGAUCCUUAAGGACUUUGCCCGGCGCUUCUCUCCGCCCAGGGUCCCUCGCUUUCAAUCCCCGCCCUCGACGCCUUUCAACUCCAUCUGACGCCUAUGAACUCCACCCCGACGUUCGCUCGUAUGGAAUGGCCCUGAAAGCGUGGCCCGCGAGUUUGUACGGCGUCCCCGCGCUCAUCGCGGCGACGCGGCGGCAGGCGACGGUCGCGCACGCCCCGGGGGGAUGGGCGGGGGCGGGACCCGACGACGACGACGACGCGGCGGCGGCCGCGAACGAUUCCCCGACGUUGAAGGAGGCGCUCGCGGAGCUCUACCUCCUCGACGGCCAGGCCCCGAGGGCGCUCGCGACGCACCUCGAGCUCGGGAGACGCUCAGCGCUCGAGUUCACGCGUCGGCACGACCUGUGGCCCGUCGCGGUCGCGUACGGCCACGGCGCGAUCGCGCGUCUCGCGUCGUCGGACCCGACGCGCGCGGCGGUACAGCUGGCGUCCAGACGCGACGUCGACGUCCCGGCGGGCGUCGUCGUCGAGCAGCUCGAGGCGGCGGCGGCGGCGUGCGAGGAAGAUGGAACGUCAACCGUCGGCGGCGGAAGCGGAAGCGGAAGCGGAAGCGGAAGCGGACCCUCGCGCGACGCCGCGCGCGAGGCGCUGUGCGCGUACCUGCGGGCGCUCUUCGCGGCGGACGAGGACGCGAGCGAGCCGUUCCAGGGGAGGAUGCCAGAGUUGCUCCGCGAGUUUUACCCGGACGAGCUCAUGGCGUUUCUGGAGCGCGGGACGGGGUACGACCUUCGCGCCGCGCUCAGCGCGUGCGAGGGCGACGACGACGUCCGGGCGGGAGGAGGCGAGACCGUGACCACCGUGACGACGUCGACGUCUCAACAACGGUCGUCGCGGUUCGCGAGCGAGCGCGUGUACCUGCUCGGGAGGAUCGGCGAGACGAAGCGCGCGUUGGAGGUGCUCGUGCGCGAGGCGCGUUCUAUUCUACACGCCGGUCCCCGUACGACCGCGUCGGCGCGGUGA